Messenger RNA from Pistacia vera, 3273 nucleotides. Its product is annotated as ER membrane protein complex subunit 1. Gene Ontology annotation, cellular component: EMC complex. The record is from RefSeq and is a predicted model, not a curated record. Bases 134 to 3082 code for a protein of 982 amino acids. The transcript is spliced from 12 exons. Gene Ontology annotation, biological process: protein folding in endoplasmic reticulum. Gene Ontology annotation, molecular function: protein binding. Lineage: Eukaryota; Viridiplantae; Streptophyta; Magnoliopsida; Sapindales; Anacardiaceae.
UUAACUUUAUUAGAUGCAGCCGGCUUUUUGUAAACACUGUUCACUUAUAAGCUCUUACAAACUCGUCCUCGUCUUCUCAGAUCUGUCUCUUCUCACUGGCACAAACAGAGGGGGAGAGUAAUUUGCCAUAUUCAUGGCGACUAGAGUUUUUCUUCUUAUUCUACUACUUUUAUCAUGUGCAACUUCCAUCUUUUCGCUUUACGAAGAUCAAGUCGGCCUCAUGGAUUGGCAUCAACAGUACAUAGGCAAAGUGAAGCACGCAGUGUUUCACACACAAAAGACCGGUCGAAAGCGUGUGCUGGUAUCCACUGAAGAGAAUGUUAUUGCCUCGCUUGAUCUCCGUCACGGCGAGAUUUUUUGGAGACAUGUUCUUGGGACUAAUGAUGCUAUUGAUGGAAUUGAUAUUGCGUUGGGUAAAUAUGUUAUCACCCUUUCAUCGGAUGGAAGUAUUCUAAGAGCGUGGAACCUUCCCGAUGGGCAGAUGGUGUGGGAAUCUUUUCUUCGUGGUCCAAAGCACUCAAAGUCAUCAUUAAUGGUGCUGAAAACUUUGAAAGUUGACAAGGACAAAGUGAUCAUUGUCUCUGGUAAAGGAUGUGUUCAUGGUGUUUCAAGCAUAGAUGGUGAGGUUCUUUGGACAAAGGAUCUUGCAGCUGAAAGUGUAGAGGUUCAGCAGGUAAUUCCGCUUCAUGAUAGUGAUAAAAUAUAUGUGGUAGGUUUUGCCGGUUUAACUCAGUUUCAUGCAUAUGAAAUCAAUGCUAUGAAUGGGGAUUUACUGAAGCAUGAGACCACCGACUUUUCUGGUGGUUUUGUUGGGGAACUUGCAUUAGUUUCAAGUGAGACACUGGUGGCUUUGGAUACCACUCGAUCAAUUUUGGUGACAGUAAGCUUUAGAAAUGGGAAAUUAAACUUUCAUCAAACAUAUAUUUCAAGCCUUGUGAAGGAUUCUACAGGGAUAGCAAUGAUAUUACCUUCAACACUAACUGGGAUGUUUACUUUAAAAAUAAAUACCCUCAAGCUAAUUAUAAGAGUGACAGGCGAAGACCAGUUGGAGUUAGUGGAAAAAUUUGAUCAUGCAACAGUAGUUAGUGAUGUUCUCUCAAUCUCUGAAGACAAAGAAGCAUUUGCAGUGGUUCAGCAUGGAGGCAAUAAGAUUCACCUUCAAGUAAAGCUGAGUGAUGACUGGAACAGUGAUUUGGUUAAAGAAAGCAUUGAAAUGGACCAGGAAAGGGGGCUUGUCCAUAAGGUCUUCAUAAACAAUUAUAUCAGGACAGAUAGGUCUCACGGAUUUAGGGCCUUGAUUGUCAUGGAAGAUCAUUCACUUUUGUUACUGCAACAGGGUAAGAUUGUUUGGAAUAGGGAAGAUGCUCUUGCCUCAAUAAUAGAUGUCACAACAUCAGAACUCCCUGUGGAUAAAGCUGUGUCAGUGGCAAAAGGGGAGCACAACCUCAUUGAUUGGCUCAAGGGACACAUUCUGAAGCUUAAAGGGACCUUAAUGCUUGCAAGUCCUGAGGAUGUGGUAGCCAUACAAGCAAUUAGGUUAAAAAGUUCUGAGAAGAGCAAGUUGACCAGAGACCACAAUGGUUUUCGGAAGCUGCUUAUAGUACUUACUAAAGCAGGAAAAAUUUUUGCUUUACACAGUGGAGAUGGACGGGUUGUCUGGUCUCUUUUACUGCCUUCUUUGAGGAAAUCAAAAGUAUGUGAUUGUCCAACUGGGCUAAAUUUGUAUCAGUGGCAGGUCCCCCAUCAUCAUGCGAUGGAUCAGAACCCAUCUGUUCUUGUUGUUGGCAAGUGCGGAUAUAGUUCAAAUGCACCAGCUGUACUAUCAUUUGUUGAUACUUACACUGGAAAGGAGCUUAAUUCUUUGGAUCUUGGUCAUUCUGUAGUGCAAAUUAUACCACUGCCACUUACAGAUUCAACUGAACAGCGUCUUCAUCUACUAGUUGAUGCAGACAGGCGAGUGCAUUUAUAUCCCAGAACUCCUGAAGCUAGAACUAUUUUUCAACAAGAGUUCUCAAACAUAUACUGGUAUUCUGUUGAGGCUGAUAAUAGCAUUAUCAAAGGUCAUGUGAUAAAGAGAACUUGCAUUGGUGAGGUUGCUGAUGAUUUCUGCUUUGAGUCUGGGGAUUUAUGGUCAAUUGUAUUUCCUUUGGAGUCAGAAAAGAUCAUUGCAACUGUAUCAAGAAAAUCUAAUGAGGUGGUUCAUACUCAAGCAAAGGUUACAUCAGAUCAAGAUGUGAUGUAUAAAUAUAUAUCGAAAAAUUUGCUCUUUGUGGCUACUGUUUCUCCAAAGGCCAGUGUUGGAAUUGGAUCUGCUGACCCAGAGGAGGCAUCGUUGUUUGCAUAUCUUAUUGAUACUGUAACUGGCCGUAUUUUGCACCGCAUGACUCAUCAUGGUGCACAGGGUCCUGUUCAUGCUGUUUUUAGUGAAAACUGGGUUGUGUACCACUACUUCAAUCUUAGAGCACACAGAUUUGAGAUGUCGGUCAUUGAGAUUUAUGACCAGUCUAGGGCGGAAAACAAAGAUGUUUGGAAGCUUGUUGUAGGAAAGCAUAAUCUUACUGCACCUGUUUCUUCUUAUUCACGACCUGAGGUUGUAACAAAGUCUCAGUCCUACUUUUUCACCCAUUCUGUGAAAGCGAUAGCAGUGACGUUAACGGCAAAGGGUAUAACUUCAAAGCAGCUUCUUAUUGGUACAAUUGGUGAUCAGGUUUUGGCACUUGAUAAGCGUUUUGUGGAUCCUCGCCGAACAGUUAACCCCUCACAAGCAGAGAAAGAAGAAGGAAUCAUACCCCUUACAGAUUUUUUGCCAAUCAUUCCUCAGUCGUAUGUUACACAUGCCCUUAAAGUUGAAGGUCUCCGAAACAUAGUGACAGUGCCUGCUAAGCUGGAAUCAACAACCCUUGUCUUUGCAUACGGAAUGGAUCUCUUUUUUACUCAGCUUGCACCCUCCAGGACCUAUGAUUCACUCACAGAGGAUUUUAGUUAUGCUCUACUGCUCAUUACAAUCAUUGCCCUUGUCGCGGCUAUCUUUGUGACAUGGAUUUUGUCGGAGAGGAAAGAACUGCAGGAUAAGUGGAGGUGAGAUAGUCGUUAUGGUUAGCAUGUCUGUGCCCUAAUAGGUUUUUUUAGCAUAAAUUGCAUUUUGAUUGGAUCUAUUCACUGCUGACUUGUAAGUUUUCAUAAUCUUGUAGCAUCUCCUCUUCAAAAAGCAUUUUUGUCACCGUUUUACAAUGGAAUAUUUAUAAUUUAUUUCACAUCUUGAUUAUAUCCUUC